Molecule: messenger RNA, 1443 nt
Organism: Aricia agestis (brown argus)
Lineage: Eukaryota; Metazoa; Arthropoda; Insecta; Lepidoptera; Lycaenidae
Product: protein ALP1-like
Exons: 2
Coding region: 8-1228 (406 amino acids)
Source: RefSeq, a predicted model, not a curated record
CUUUGUGAUGGAUUUUAGUACAAAGUUUAUUUUAGAAAUGUUUUUAGAUGAUAGUAUUUCCACGGUUAAUAGAUUAAUUAUUGCUACUGCAAAUGUUGCAAGCGAAAACCUUGAAAAUUUCCAAAAAUAUAAUAUUUAUGAACAUAAAUAUAUUCCGCAGCCGAUGAGACAAAAAUACGAUAAAAAUGAAUCUAAUGACAAAAAAUUUACAGAAAAGUUUGAGUACUAUAAAUAUCUACGUAAAUAUUUUACAGACUAUGAUUACCUACAAAAUUUUAAAAUGAAAAUGCAUACAAUUCAGGAACUUAUAAAAUAUUUGAAAGAUUUUGUUAAAGAAGAUACUUCAAUAGUGCCUUUUGAUAAAAAAGUCCAUAUAUUUUUAUAUGCAAUUACAAGUGACCUGUCCUUCAAUAAAGUCAGUGAGAAGUUUGGUCUCCAUAAGUCUUCGGUGAGUUAUAUUUUUCACGAGAUUGCUCAAUUAAUCAGCGAACAAAGAUUUCACUUCAUCAAUUGGCCUAGCUUAGUUAAACAACACAUCACUAGAAUGAAAGUGAAUAGUAGAUAUGGAUUUCCAAACUGUGUAGGGUUUAUCGACGCAUGUAGAUUUAAAGUCGGUUCUAAAAGGAAACGGAAUCCCAAUUCUAACAUUAUACUCCUACAGGCAGUAUGUGAUGAAUCACUCAUGUUUACUGAUAUCUACGUUGGAGAAAUAGGGAAUAGCAAGAAAAGUAAAGUCUUUAAAGAGAGUCCACUGGCAAAGAAUUUGAAAAAAUAUGUUGAUAUGGAAAACCAUAUUCUUGGUGAUUCCUCCUACAGAUUAGAGGAUAAUUUGAUAACUCCAUUCUCAAGUGUUGAUUCUUUGUCAAUUGAAGAGAUAAAGUUUAAUGAAACUCAUUGGAACUCCCGUAAAUAUAUUGGCCUUGCAUUACAAAUGCUCAGAGACCGUUUUAAGAAAAUUAAUCACAUUGACAUUUGCAAACCACAGUCUGUGAAAACCAUUAUAUAUGCUGCAUGCGUGCUACAUAAUUUUAUAAUGAUCCAUGAGGGUCAAUCUCAGCUGAAAGAAGAAAAUAACCUAAAUAACUAUAGUAUAACUUUUGAUACUAAUAUUGUGACGACAGCUGCAGAGAAGAGGCAGUUUAUGUGUAACUAUAUGGCCUCUUUUACACCCAAUGUAUUGUCCUGCACCGAAAGUGAGCAUGCUUACUGUCAGCAAGGCAAUACUUAAAGAUAUAUCAGAAUAUUAUUUGUAAAACACACUAAAGGCCAGGAAAAAACAGUGCAUGUCAAGUUUUUUGGGAUUACCCAAUCCUAUGGAGUUUUGAAACAAGAUGACAGAGGCUCAUCCUAAAAGGACAGAAAAAUAUGAAGGAUUCAGUAUUAUUUUCUAUGAAAAUACUAGAGUAAGUUUUUAUAUAAUAUAUAUUAAUCUUAUUUUUAUCA